AGCCGAUCGAGUGCUCAGACAAGGAUCCAGAGCAACGGCAGCAGCCUCUGUGACCAGCAGUGGCUGAAGCAGAGGCACCAGCAGUGGCUCUUGCCUGAGCGUGUGGGCUUUUCUUUUCCUUUUUUUCUUUCCUGAGUUGAUAUCUGCUCAGAAGACAGAAAAGCCGGGAGAGCGAGGGCAAGCGGAGCGGCGGUUGAUAACGGUUGUCACAGCACCCCCGAGCGCAGACCUGGCUGCCCACAUGCCGAUCGAAUUUGUGUGCAAAAUCAAAUUCACAGAGGAGGAUGAGAAGCAGAAGGGCAAACAGGAGGGGGACAGGGAGAGCCUGAUCGAGGAGAGCUGUGCACCCCCAGCCAAGGACCUGGUCGGCUUCGCCAACUCCUGUUCCCUGCACGGGAUUAACCAUAUCUUUGUGUCUGGCCGUCUAGGCAUCCGCCAGACUCUUUGGGCACUGGCCUUCCUGGUGUCCCUGGUCUUUUUCCUGUACCAGUCAGCCAAGUGUGCCAUCUCGUACCUGGAGCAUCCACAUGUCACAUCACUGAACGAGGAAACCAGUCGCGACAUGGUCUUCCCAGCCGUCACCAUCUGCAACAUCAACCGCUUCCGCUUCUCCGCGCUCACCGAUGCUGACAUCUACCACCUGGCCGGCUUGACCGGUCUGCCACCCAAGAACAAGGAUGGACACAAGCCCAGCGAUCUGGAGUACCCUGCCCCUGACAUGCAGGACAUCUUCAACAGGACGGGACACCAACUGGAGGAGAUGCUGAAGAGCUGCAACUUCAGUGGGCAGAACUGCUCUGUGGAGGAUUUCACAGUGGUUUACACAAGGUAUGGGAAGUGCUACACCUUCAAUGGCAACAGGACGACAUCCAAGAGAACGAAGCAGGGAGGAAUGGGCAACGGCUUGGAAAUCAUGCUAGACAUUCAGCAAGAUGAAUAUUUGCCAAUAUGGAAAGAGACAAACGAGACAUCAUUAGAAGCAGGAAUCCGAGUGCAGAUCCACAGUCAGGAUGAGCCUCCAUACAUCCACCAGCUGGGAUUCGGGGUCUCCCCAGGAUUUCAAACAUUUGUUUCAUGCCAGGAACAAAGGCUCACAUACCUUCCCCAGCCCUGGGGGAACUGCCGGCCCACAGAGGAGAAGAUUCUCGGCUACGACACAUACAGUGUCAGCGCAUGCCGUCUGAGUUGUGAAACUAAGGAGGUUCAGCGCCAGUGCCAGUGCCGGAUGGUCCACAUGCCAGGAAAUUCUGAUAUCUGUCCCCCCAGCAAAAUCAAGUGCGUAGACAAAGCACUAGCGGCACUGCAGAAACGUUCAGCAGAGACCUGCCCUUGUGAGACCCCCUGUAACUUGACUCGCUAUGGCAAGGAGCUCUCCAUGGUGAAGAUCCCCAGCAAAGGCUCAGCGCGCUACCUCUCUCGCAAAUAUGCCAAGUCAGAGGACUACAUCAGAGAAAACUUUCUUGUUUUGGAUAUUUUCUUUGAGGCCCUGAACUAUGAAACUAUAGAACAAAAGAAAGCUUAUGAUGUGGCAGGAUUAUUAGGUGACAUUGGUGGUCAGAUGGGGUUGUUCAUCGGGGCCAGCAUUCUAACAAUCUUAGAAGUUCUCGACUAUAUCUACGAGGUAAUGAAGGACAGGCUGCAGCGUCUGUUGAAACCACAGAAGAAAGAGCAGAAGAACAAACAGAUGGGUAGCGUGGCCACGGUGCGGUUGGACGAAAUGAAAUCCAAGGAAUCCAGUGAUAUCACGAGGAGCCACUCUGAAGGAGCAACAUAUGCAACCACAAUGCUCCCAAACCACCACCAUCACGCACAUCACAGCGUCUUCGAGGACUUUGCAUGCUAGAAGCAUGCGCUUCCACCCCAGCAACAACAGAACGUGGCCUCUUCCUGCGCUGAGUUCAGGCGUGAGCACAGACCCUAGGCUCUCAGCUCUACCUUUAUCGCUGUCACCAGUGAAAGCUACAGCCAAAGUCGAACACCAAACCUGCGCGGCCAGCAGACUCCAUGUCCCGGUAUGCAGAGUAGACAUAACAGCGCUGUCCUGCUGGAAACACGAACCAACUCUACACUUGCUCCUUUUCUUUCCUUUUCGCCUUUUCUCUAAGAAGCUCUCCUCUUCCAUCCUAUGAUUUCUCUACCAACCAUUUUUCUAUACGGUCACUUAGAAGAAACCACGUAGGGACGGCUUGUCAUCUAGUCUCAGUUUGUAGUUACGGAGUGAAAUACCACGUUUGUCACAUUUAGAGCAUUGUAUGCGUCCAAAUCAAAGUCUAGCAAUGCAUAUUUCCACGAUGCAAAAUGGUCCUUGUUUCUGUAAAAAACAGUACGAAUAAGGACAAGACAAACAGGAUCCAUGUAUCACUUGGUACCUCACUGGAGAUGUCACGGCUGUAAAUCUAAGUGUCCACACAUGGCAGUGAAUUCCCAUUCACAGGCACAAAUGAUUUU
Molecule: messenger RNA, 2448 nt
Organism: Scleropages formosus (Asian bonytongue)
Lineage: Eukaryota; Metazoa; Chordata; Actinopteri; Osteoglossiformes; Osteoglossidae
Gene: asic4a
Product: acid-sensing (proton-gated) ion channel family member 4a
Exons: 10
Coding region: 242-1843 (533 amino acids)
Biological process (GO): sodium ion transmembrane transport
Cellular component (GO): plasma membrane
Molecular function (GO): ligand-gated sodium channel activity
Source: RefSeq, a predicted model, not a curated record